AUGGACACACCACCUUCCUAUGAAACUAUUACUGGCACUGGCACAAAUAAAACGUCGAAUCGGUUAUGGGAAACAUGGUAUAGAAAGUUGAUUCAGUUGAAUUUCAAUCAGGAUGAAGCUGCAGCAUAUGCGAAAUUAUUUGUUCAAAACGAAGUUAUAAUCGAUAUGAUUCCUGAACUCAAUGAUAGUAUUCUGAAAUCGAUAGGAAUCGAAAAGGCUGGACAUCGAAUCCGAAUCUUACGUUUACAAAAUAAAGCAUCGCUACCAUCACUGUCGCCGCCGCCGCCGUCACUGCAACAAAUCCAAAGUACUGUGCCAGCAGAAAUAAAUGUUCCGCGUUGUUCGUGGCAUCCUAAUGUACCAGCUGCUGAAAAGUGUCGAGAUUGUAAUCGACUAGUAUGUUUAUCUUGUCGGUGA
Molecule: messenger RNA, 417 nt
Organism: Adineta ricciae
Lineage: Eukaryota; Metazoa; Rotifera; Eurotatoria; Adinetida; Adinetidae
Source: the annotation of a GenBank genome assembly